Molecule: messenger RNA, 1107 nt
Organism: Verticillium dahliae VdLs.17
Lineage: Eukaryota; Fungi; Ascomycota; Sordariomycetes; Glomerellales; Plectosphaerellaceae
Exons: 7
Coding region: 1-1107 (368 amino acids)
Biological process (GO): positive regulation of transcription by RNA polymerase II
Cellular component (GO): nucleus
Molecular function (GO): transcription cis-regulatory region binding; DNA-binding transcription factor activity
Source: RefSeq, a predicted model, not a curated record
AUGGUAUCAAUACUUGUCGAUCUCGCAAGGUCAAAUGCGAUGAACGACAGCCCAUCUGUCAGCGAUGCUCUAUCGCCGGCCGCUACUGCGAGCGAACCGCACGCCCAACUCGUCAGCCUCUCCCCGAAAGGAGAGACCGUGGGCAUGGAGACGCACCCGAAAUGGCCAUCGCCGGACAAUCCUCGCAAGGCGCUCGCGUCGCCAGACAUCGCCCGUAUUUUCCACCAUUACAUCAUCGAGAUAGCCCCGUGGUAUGACCUCAGCGAUCCGGCAUCCAGCUUUGCUACGAGGCUCCCUCGGCUCGCGUUGGAGAUGCCCCUGCCGUUCAGCGCCAUCAUCGCCCAGGCGGCCAUGCAGAUCUGCCAGACCACGGCGCCGAGCAAACGACCAGUUGCUGAAUUCUACCACGGCCAUUGCGUUCGGCUCCUCAUCGAGCUACGUAACGACUGCGGCUCGGUCGAGUCCGAAACUGCCCUGGCCGCUGUGUGUCUCCUGCGGUCGUACGAGAUUCUCGACGAGGAGGUCGAUCCAAAUAGACACCUGCACGGGGCCUACUCGCUAGCCUCACGCCAAAAGCUGCUGCUGGAUAACGGCUUCCGCACGCUGUCGAGUGCGGGGUUCUGGAACUAUCUUCGCGAGGACAUUACCUACAGCUUGUUCGAGGAGCAGCCCCUGAAGAUGGAUCUCGAGAACAUUCCCGUGCCGACGCAGCAUCUGGAGGAUCAUGACCAUCUCAACGCCAUAUCUCUCGUCCUCGGCCGCAUCCUCAACGCUCACUUCAACGAUGGCUCUCCCGGCCGAGAUCAGCCUGUGUCUGUCUCCGCCAUGUUGCACAUGCUGCGAUCCUGGCAAAAGGCCCUGCCGCGUCAUUUUGAGCCGCUGUCUGCUGCACGACAAUACUUCCUGGUAUCCAUCAUGGUGCUCUGCAUGAUCAUGCCACUCGAAACGUUGACCGAGAUCUUGCAACUGGUUGAGCUUGACCUUCCCUCCAGUCCGUCUCGAGAAGACAUUUUGGAAACCUGCGCUCUCGAGAAGCGUCUCGGCAGGAACUCCUGCGGUGUCUGGCUCCUUGCAAGAAGACCGUCGGGUGGCCUGUUCAACGACUGA